AGAGGAAAAUGCAUUGAGUCUUCACUAGCCAUCCCCAGAAAGCUGGUACUCUGUGGAUCUCAGAACACACACCCGUCUCCUCGUGGUUCAUCUGAGUCUACUGGGUCUUGAGCCCCAGACACUUGCAGGUGAACGGAAGACUCAGAGUCCACGAGGCUCAGGGCCUGGUUCUGUUGCUCUGGGCUUCAGGCUUGGCAGCUGAGCCCUCCCACCCUCAGCUGUGGGCUGGGACUAUAUCAUGUACUUUGUACUAUCUAUCAUAGGACUGCUGCGGCAGCUGAUAUCUCAAGAUCCAUCUAUGCCCCUGUGCUGAUGGCUGCUCUAUUUCCACCCCUAGCCCUGACUCUAGAGCCCUCCUUGCCUGCUGUUCUGCACCUCAGUGGAGGGUCCUCAGGGCUUUAAACUACAGCUUCUCAACUCUCAAAUAUGCACCCACCUGAUUUCUGCGCUGACUCCUUUCUUGGCCUUCCUAUCUGAGCCCUGUCCCAACAUCCCUCAUGCCCUAUAGACUGCCCUGAUGGCAUCUCCAGCUGCUCUUCCAGAGGACCUGGGUUCAAUUCCCAGCAUCUAUAUGACAACUUACUUAUAGAUUGGAGUCUGUAACUCCAAUCCAGGGAAUCUGAUGCCGUCCUUUGGCCUUCCCAGGCACUAGGUACACACACGAUACACAGACAUACAUUCAGUUAAAAUGCCCAUGCACAUAAAAUAAAUAAAUAAAAAGGAAAUAAAUAAUAAAGAACAGGCACAGGUCACUUACCAAGGUCAAGGCCAGCAGGGCAUCACAGAAAACACCAGCAAGAUGGAUGGUCCCAGCAGCAAUGUCUCACUCAAUCACGGUGACACCACACUGGGCCUCCCAGAGUACAAAGUAGUCUCAGUCUUCCUGGUCCUCCUGGUGUGCACUGUGGGCAUCGUGGGCAAUGCCAUGGUGGUCCUGGUGGUGCUGACCUCACGUGACAUGCACACACCCACCAACUGCUACCUGGUCAGCCUGGCUCUUGCUGACCUCAUUGUGCUGCUGGCUGCGGGGCUGCCCAAUGUCUCUGACAGCCUGGUGGGGCACUGGAUCUAUGGACAUGCUGGCUGCUUGGGCAUCACCUACUUCCAGUACCUAGGCAUCAAUGUCUCCUCCUGCUCCAUCCUGGCCUUCACUGUGGAGAGGUACAUCGCCAUUUGCCACCCAAUGAGAGCACAGACCGUGUGCACUGUGGCCCGGGCCAGACGGAUCAUCGCAGGCAUUUGGGGGGUCACGUCCCUCUAUUGCUUACUCUGGUUCUUCCUGGUGGACCUCAAUGUCCGUGACAACCAGCGCCUGGAAUGUGGCUACAAGGUGUCCCGAGGCCUCUACCUGCCCAUCUACCUGCUGGACUUCGCUGUCUUCUUCAUUGCGCCCUUGCUGGGGACCCUCGUGCUCUAUGGGUUCAUCGGGAGGAUCUUAUUUCAGAGCCCAUUGUCCCAGGAGGCCUGGCAGAAGGAGAGGCAGCCCCAUGGGCAGAGCGAGGGUACACCAGGCAACUGCUCUAGGUCCAAGAGCUCAAUGUCCUCCAGGAAGCAGGCCACCAGGAUGCUGGCUGUGGUCGUGUUGCUCUUUGCAGUGCUCUGGACCCCCUACCGCACACUGGUGCUGCUCAACUCCUUCCUGGCCCGACCUUUCCUGGACCCCUGGGUCCUGCUGUUCUGCCGCACCUGUGUCUAUGCCAACAGUGCCAUCAACCCUGUCAUCUACAGCCUCAUGUCACAGAAAUUCCGGGCAGCCUUCCUGAAACUGUGCUGGUGCCGGGCAUCUGGGCCCCAGAGACGUGCAGCAUGCGUCCCCACCAGCAACUCCAGUGCUGCCCAGGAGACCUCCCUAGGUACUGAGAAGAUGCAGCCGGGCUCCCGUGAGGUCUCAGGUCCAACAGCAGCUGCUUCCCUGCGUUGCCAGCAUGAGCCCCACUUCAGUGUGCUCUGAGGAUGCCUGCCUGGCCCCUGACUCCACUCCCCUGGUUGGCAUCUGCUCUGAACACUGGCGGGCCAUCAGGAGAGGGGCAGGCAGCUCCUUGCUUCUGGGUCUCCAGAGUUCCUUUACCAUGAAGAAGGGCACUGGAACGCUCUCAGCUGGAUCCUGGGUGGGAGGUUCUCUACUCCAAAGUGAGGUCGGUGGGAACAGAGAGGAGGCUGGAGACCCAGCCUUCACCGUCUGUGGGAUCAACCCCCUUUAUCUGUUUUCACCAGCAUUUUAAGCAGUACCAUUUUAAGGGUAUUACUGAAGGAAUGUUCUUCUAAGCUUUGAUCGCAUCUGUCCCUUGGUGAGCCCAUGCACACAGGUCUCAAACCUGGUCACUGGACAGUGGGGGUUACAUAGAACAGUGUCCAACCAGUCAUACCAGCACCCAAGGCUGCUCUGUGAUGUUCAGCCCCGGCUCCAGCCCUCCUUCCAGUCUUCUGUAACAGUGGGCAGCCCUGCAAGAGACUCCACCAAGCAAUCCUACCCACCGCAAAUGUUCCUGAAGGAGGUCAUUUGUCUUUCUAACCGCCAUCGAGAAGCCACUUGACCCCAAAUGUGCAAGCCUGGCUCUCU
Molecule: messenger RNA, 2560 nt
Organism: Mus caroli (Ryukyu mouse)
Lineage: Eukaryota; Metazoa; Chordata; Mammalia; Rodentia; Muridae
Product: thyrotropin-releasing hormone receptor-like
Biological process (GO): phospholipase C-activating G protein-coupled receptor signaling pathway
Cellular component (GO): membrane
Molecular function (GO): thyrotropin-releasing hormone receptor activity
Source: RefSeq, a predicted model, not a curated record